Molecule: messenger RNA, 6798 nt
Organism: Rhinichthys klamathensis goyatoka
Lineage: Eukaryota; Metazoa; Chordata; Actinopteri; Cypriniformes; Leuciscidae
Gene: chd5
Product: chromodomain helicase DNA binding protein 5
Exons: 40
Coding region: 163-6132 (1989 amino acids)
Biological process (GO): negative regulation of transcription by RNA polymerase II; chromatin remodeling
Cellular component (GO): nucleus; NuRD complex; chromatin
Molecular function (GO): chromatin binding; DNA binding; ATP binding
Source: RefSeq, a predicted model, not a curated record
CUCCCGUGUCUCCCUGUAUAACCUCGCAUUCCUCGAACUUGAGCGGGAAAAGGGCAAUGCCAGCGCGAGACGGUCGCACGCGCCGCCGCCGCCACUCUCAGUACUAGUUAAGCCGGUGACCAGCAGAACAGCACUAACUAGUUGUGUCGGGGAAAUUAUGGGAUGGAUUUCCAUGGCAACCGACCAGACGUCACAAUCUGGGCAUAUGAGGAAGAGGAAGGUGAACGUCAGAGGAGUGUCCCCCUGUCGCCGCUAGAGAGAUUCUUCUCUGAGGAUGAUUCGGUCAAACAGCAUAAGAAGAAGAAACCCAGCAAGAUAAUGGAGGGAAAGGAGCCCAAAGUUAAGAAAAAGAAGAAGAAGGAGGGGCUUCCUAGCGGGCUGGAUGACAUGUCAGAUAGAGAGGAUCGUGGUCACAGGUCGGGGAGUGAGAGCAGCACCUACAGCACCCUGAAGAAGAAAAAGAAGAAACCCAAAGAGAAGAAGGAGAGGAAAACAAAACAGCGAAAGAAAGAGGAUGAUGAGGACGAUGAUGACGACGAUGAUGGAAACAUGAAGGAACCAAAGUCAUCCAGUCAGCUGAUGCAAGAGUGGGGUCUCGAAGAUGUGCAGUAUGCCUUCUCAGAGGACGACUAUAAAACCAUCACCAACUACAAAGCCUUUAGCCAGUUUCUUAGGCCCCUCAUUGCCAAGAAGAACCCCAAGAUCCCCAUGUCAAAAAUGAUGACAGUGCUUGGAGCAAAAUGGAGAGAGUUCAGCGCGAACAACCCUUUUAAAGGCACCUCUGCAACUGCUGUGGCGGCUGCUGUGGCGGCUGCCGUGGAAACUGUCAAUGUGGCUCCGCCAAUUUGUAUUAGAAGUAUCCAACAGAUCUCACCAUCUGGGCCAAUCAAAAAAGCCAAAACCAAAGAGGGAAAGGGGCCUGGCGCAAAAAAAAAAAGUAAGUCAGUGAAAGAAACAAAAAAGAAAGGGAAACCGAAGAAGUCCAAAUCGAAAGCAGGCCAGGGUGGAAAAAGGAAAAAAGGAUCUUCGAGCGAGGAAGAUUUCCUGGAUGACUUUUCAGACUUUGAUGACAUCAGCAUUCACAGUGCCUCUGUACUCUCAGACACUUCAGCGGCACCAAAAAAGAAGUCGACCCGCCGAGGGCGAAAAAAAAGAAAAAGAGAGGAUGGAGACGGCUACGAGACAGACCAUCAAGAUUACUGUGAGGUUUGUCAGCAGGGAGGAGAGAUCAUUCUAUGUGACACCUGUCCCAGAGCAUAUCACCUGGUGUGUCUGGAUCCAGAACUGGAGAAAGCCCCAGAAGGCAAAUGGAGCUGCCCCCACUGCGAAAAAGAAGGCAUUCAGUGGGAGGCCAAAGAUGAGGAGGAGGAGGAAGACGAGGUUGCAGGUGAGGAGGAAGAUGACCACAUGGAGUUCUGCAGAGUGUGUAAGGAUGGAGGAGAGCUGCUGUGCUGUGAUACCUGCCCUUCCUCUUACCACAUCCACUGUCUCAACCCACCUCUUCCUGAGAUUCCCAAUGGAGAGUGGCUGUGUCCACGAUGCAUGUGCCCACCGCUAAAAGGGAAAGUCCAGAAGAUUCUGCACUGGGCGUGGGGCGAUCCUCCUCUGCCACCUGAGGUUCCCCCUGGGCAGGAUGGAGAGAAGGUGGAUGCUUUGGCCAAAAUACCACUGAAGGGCCGUCCAGAGAGGCAGCUGUUUGUGAAAUGGGCUGGCCUGUCCUACUGGCACUGCUCCUGGGUCAGCGAACUUCAGUUGGAGCUAUAUCACACAGUAAUGUACCGUAACUACCAGCGGAAGAACGACAUGGACGAACCGCCACCGUACGACUAUGGCUCUGGGGAGGAGGAGCUUAACAACGAGAAGAGGAGGAGCAAAGACCCUCAGUAUGCAGCCAUGGAGGAACAAUUCUACCGUUACGGCAUCAAGCCGGAAUGGAUGAUCAUUCACCGGAUUCACAACCACAGUUUUGAUAAGGAUGGAGAUGUACACUACCUGAUCAAGUGGAGAGAUUUGCCAUAUGACCAGUGCACCUGGGAGGCUGAUGACUUCACCGUCCCAGAUUAUGACAGCUUUAAACAAGCCUACUGGGACCACAGGAAUCAGGUGCUCGGUGAAAGUUAUCACCCCCUGCUGUUUAGAAAGGGAAAGAGACUCAAAGAGGAAGGGAAGAGGAGAGAACCUCCCCCAGACACUCCAGUUGUGGAUCCCACCAUCAAGUUUGAACAGCAGACAUGGUACAUCGAUGACACAGGGGGAACUUUGCACCCAUACCAGCUGGAAGGCCUGAACUGGUUGCGCUUCUCUUGGGCCCAAGGAACCGACACAAUCUUGGCUGAUGAAAUGGGCCUUGGCAAGACUGUGCAGACUAUAGUGUUCCUGUACUCACUCUACAAAGAGGGUCACUCCAAAGGGCCGUUUCUGGUCAGUGCGCCACUCUCCACCAUCAUCAACUGGGAGAGAGAGUUCGAGAUGUGGGCUCCAGAUUUCUACGUGGUGACUUACACAGGGGACAAAGACAGCAGGGCCGUCAUACGCGAGAAUGAAUUUACCUUCGAGGACAGCGCCGUCAAAUCGGGGCGCAAGGUUUUCCGCAUGAAGAAGGACACGCCGAUAAAGUUUCAUGUCCUGCUGACAUCAUAUGAACUGAUCACCAUUGAUCAGGCCAUACUUGGCUCUAUUACCUGGGCAUGUCUGGUUGUGGAUGAAGCCCACCGACUGAAGAAUAACCAGUCAAAGUUUUUCAGAAUUCUGAAUGGCUACAAAAUCUACUAUAAGCUGCUCUUGACCGGAACCCCUUUGCAGAACAACCUCGAAGAGCUUUUUCACCUGCUCAACUUUCUCACCCCGGAGCGCUUCAAUAACCUGGAGGGCUUUCUGGAGGAGUUUGCGGACAUCUCGAAAGAGGACCAGAUUAAAAAACUACAUGACCUGCUGGGGCCACACAUGCUCAGAAGACUGAAGGCAGAUGUGUUUAAGAACAUGCCGGCAAAAACCGAGCUCAUAGUGCGAGUAGAACUCAGCCCCAUGCAGAAGAAAUACUACAAGUUCAUUUUAACACGUAACUUUGAGGCAUUGAAUUCCAAGGGAGGAGGGAACCAGGUGUCCCUUCUUAACAUCAUGAUGGACUUGAAGAAAUGCUGCAACCAUCCCUACUUGUUUCCAGUGGCUGCAGUGGAAGCUCCAGUCUUACCCAACGGUUCUUACGACGGUAACCUCCUGGUGAAAUCCUCAGGGAAACUCACCCUGCUUCAGAAGAUGCUAAAAAAACUCAAAGACGAAGGGCACAGGGUUCUUAUCUUCUCUCAGAUGACAAAGAUGCUGGAUUUGCUAGAGGACUUCCUGGAGUUUGAGGGGUAUAAAUAUGAGCGUAUUGACGGGGGCAUCACAGGGGGCCUGCGACAGGAGGCCAUCGAUCGAUUUAACGCACCCGGGGCUCAGCAGUUCUGUUUUCUGCUCUCUACACGUGCUGGAGGAUUGGGCAUCAAUCUGGCAACCGCAGACACAGUGAUCAUAUAUGACUCUGACUGGAACCCACACAAUGAUAUUCAGGCAUUCAGCAGGGCGCAUCGUAUCGGGCAAAAUAAAAAGGUGAUGAUCUAUCGCUUUGUAACUCGGGCAUCCGUAGAGGAGCGUAUUACCCAGGUGGCCAAGCGAAAGAUGAUGCUGACCCACCUGGUGGUGCGUCCUGGCUUGGGCUCUAAGACAGGAUCCAUGUCCAAACAGGAACUAGACGACAUCCUCAAGUUUGGCACUGAGGAGCUUUUCAAAGACGACGUGGAAGCUGCCAGGACGAUGGGAGACAAUAAAGAAGGAGAAGAGGGUAGUGUGAUACACUAUGACGAUAACGCCAUCUCUAAACUGCUGGAUCGUAGUCAGGAUGCCACUGAAGACACAGAAAUCCAGAACAUGAACGAGUACCUGAGCUCAUUUAAGGUGGCUCAGUAUGUGGUGAGAGAGGAGGAUGGAGAGGAGGAGGUCCAGAGGGAGAUUAUUAAGCAGGAAGAGAAUGUUGAUCCAGAUUACUGGGAGAAGCUCUUGAGGCAUCAUUAUGAGCAGCAGCAGGAGGAUCUGGCCAGGAACCUGGGCAAAGGAAAACGCAUCCGCAAACAGGUCAACUAUAAUGACGCCUCUCAGGAGGAUCAAGAAUGGCAGGACGAUCUUUCAGAUAAUCAGUCAGAGUACUCUGUCGGGUCCGAGGAUGAGGAUGAAGAUUUUGAGGAACGACCUGAAGGAGGACGCAGACAAUCUCGCAGACAGUUGAAGAGUGAUCGGGACAAACCGUUGCCUCCGUUGCUGGCUAGAGUUGGUGGAAAUAUAGAGGUAUUGGGAUUUAAUGCCAGGCAGCGGAAAGCCUUCCUGAAUGCGAUUAUGCGCUGGGGAAUGCCCCCACAAGAUGCCUUCAACUCUCACUGGCUGGUCCGUGACCUGAGAGGGAAAAGUGAAAAGGAGUUCAGGGCUUAUGUGUCUCUGUUCAUGAGGCACCUGUGUGAGCCGGGGGCAGAUGGAGCAGAGACAUUUGCAGAUGGGGUCCCGAGGGAAGGCCUGUCCCGCCAACACGUUCUCACCCGGAUUGGUGUCAUGUCUCUGGUGCGCAAGAAGGUUCAGGAGUUUGAGCAUGUAAAUGGGAAGUUUAGUACACCAGAUUUGAUUCCUGUGGGAUUGGAGCUGAAAAAACUCACUGAAAGUGUCUCAUCGGACCCCAACACGCCUGUUCCUGCCAGUCCGGUUCCGACUCAACCCAGCACACCUGUUCCUUCAGAUAAGACGGAGUCGAUGUCCGGUUCUCAAGAAGACAAGGAGAUUACAGAACCAGAGAGCACCAAAUCGCUGGACCCUGAGCCAGUUAUACCAGAACCCUCCCCUGCACCAGAGAAGACCAGUGAGGGAGAAGAGUCAAAGAGCGGCAGUCCGGAGGAGAAACGAAUAGAAGAGAACGAGAAGAAUGACACCCCUCCUGUCCCUUCAGAGUCAUCGUCCAAUCAAGCACAGCCGCCCACUAAGCCUAGUGAGCAGUCAGCCAAUCAGACACCUUUGGACUGCGGUAAAGGGAAAGAAACUUCUCCGGAGAGAGGGGAAAAUAAACCCAGCCCAGCAAAAUUAGACGAAAAGGAGCAAAAACCAGCCAUUCCUGAUGAUUUAAAGUCUGAAGAACAAAUCGUGAACCAAUUGAAUGGAGAGAAAGAUGCGAGGGACGACACAGACGAGAGCCACAGAGAUGACAAGAACAGCGUCAAGACUCGGUUCAUGUUCAACAUCGCAGAUGGAGGAUUCACAGAAUUACACACAUUGUGGCAGAACGAGGAACGCGCAGCUGUGUCAUCUGGCAAAAUGUACGACAUCUGGCACCGUCGCCAUGACUACUGGCUGCUGGCUGGCAUCGUAACACAUGGCUAUGCCCGCUGGCAGGACAUUCAGAAUGACCCACGGUACACCAUUCUCAAUGAGCCUUUCAAGACUGAAAUGCACAAAGGGAACUACUUAGAAAUGAAGAAUAAAUUUCUCGCCAGACGUUUUAAGCUCCUGGAACAGGCUUUGGUAAUCGAGGAGCAGCUACGGCGCGCGGCGUACCUGAAUAUGACUCAGGACCCCAGUCACCCUGCCAUGGCCCUCAACACGCGUUUCGCAGAGGUGGAGUGCCUGGCUGAGUCCCAUCAGCACCUCUCCAAAGAGUCAUUGGCUGGGAACAAGCCAGCCAAUGCUGUGCUGCACAAAGUGUUGAAUCAGCUGGAGGAGCUGUUAAGCGAUAUGAAGGCUGACGUGACGCGGUUGCCUUCCAUGCUUUCGCGGGUCCCACCCGUGUCCUCCCGGCUCCAGAUGUCAGAGCGGGGCAUCCUCAGCAGGCUCACCAGCCGGGGCAACGAGCCGCCACCUCAGCAGCCUUUCCCUCAGGGCUCUUUCAGCUGUUCUCAGAUGUAUAAUAGCAGUUUUGCCGGAGGGUUCCGUGGACCUGGAGGCACAGCGAUGGUGAACUACAGCCAGAUGCCCCUGGGGCCGUACGUCAGUGUGUCCUCAAACGGACCUCCGGCACCAACCAGCUACCUGGAGAAGAAGUCCAGUGAUGCUCUGCGAGAUGUGGCCACCCCUGAUUUGAAAUCAGGCAAACCCAGCGAUGUUAUAUGCAUCGAGGACUAGCCCGCAGCCAUUCCAUCCUCUAUCUGUACGACACAGACAGAACCACGGAGAACUCCUCCAAACAACAAAUAUUAAACAGCGAACCUUAUCAGUUGCACUUUUUGUCUUUCAGAAUACUUGUACACGCCUACAAGUUUUAUUCGGUAGAGUUCCGUUUCUCUUUCAUUCUUUUUUAACUUCUGCAACACGAAAGUCUUGAUCGAUUAAGGAGAGACUGAGGACGCUUAUGUAGAGGGCACCGUUGUUCUGACAGUCCUUUGAGCUUUGUUUUUAUAUUAUUAUUUUUACAUCAUGAUGUGUUUUUCUUGAUGGCCUUGAAGGACAUUUUCAUCUCUGCUAACAUUGAGCCAUCUGGAGGUGCUACUAGUUCCUGGCCAGCUCAAGGACGGGACGUCCCACCUCUGGGUUCAUUUGCAGCCUCUGCUUUGCUCCUGGUUCUGCUCAUGAAUGGUGUGUUAUUGCUGCCCCUGCAGGUUAUUGCUGUGUAGUGCAUCUAAAAACAGAAUAGUGCAAUGACUGUCAUUUUUCUCUGGAAUACUUCAGAUAAUUUUACAGUAUGUCACCACUAAUGUUUUCUUUUUGAAUUGUACUAUAUAUAUAUAUUUUUUUUUUUUUUUUCAGUUUACAUUUACUCUUUAUGAAGAAAAAGAGUGUUGACCCUUGAAA